This is a messenger RNA of Nilaparvata lugens (brown planthopper), 3499 nucleotides long. Its product is annotated as NADH-cytochrome b5 reductase 2. Gene Ontology annotation, cellular component: mitochondrion. Lineage: Eukaryota; Metazoa; Arthropoda; Insecta; Hemiptera; Delphacidae. The coding region runs from base 264 to 1178 and encodes 304 amino acids. The record is from RefSeq and is a predicted model, not a curated record. The transcript is spliced from 7 exons. Gene Ontology annotation, molecular function: FAD binding; oxidoreductase activity.
UGUUUUGUUAUAAUACCUGAAAACUGAUUGUGUAGUCUGCAAACCGCAUUCCAGUUCCAAGCAGUUGCAAAACUUCUCAGUAUUCAAUUUUUGAAGCAUCUAUUCUUGAAUUGCCUGUAUUAUCCUCUUUUUCUAAUUACAAUAAUAUAGUUUCAGUAUUAACCAGUAUUGAAUUUCUCUAUUAAUCAAGACGAAUGUUUUAAAUUCUCCAGUAUUAUUCAACUAAAUUCUCACAGUAUUGAUUGGCUCCUACCUACUUCAAUAUGAGUGCUUCCGGAUAUGUGACGUUUCCAGUGGUGAUCGGCCUGGGAGUGGUGGUGUCGACGGCCGUUCUAGUGUCGUACCUGUUCUCCAAGAAAAAGUCGUCGCCGAAGACGCUGGUGGAUCCGACGGCGAUGGUGUCGUUGCCCCUCAUUGAGAAGACAGAGAUCAGCCACGACACGCGACGCUUCCGAUUCGGACUACCGUCAGAAAAACAUGUGCUUGGUCUUCCGGUAGGCCAGCAUAUAUUUGUGUCAGCGAAAAUCGACGGGGAAUCGGUGAUCAGAUCGUACACACCUGUUAGCUCAGAUGAGGAUCAUGGAUUCAUGGAUCUUGUUGUCAAGGUGUACUUCAAGAACGUGCACCCGAAAUUCCCGGAAGGAGGCAAACUGAGCCAGUACUUGGAGCACCUGAAACUGGGCGAUGAGAUUCAGGUGCGAGGCCCCUCAGGGCGGCUGCAGUACCUCGGCAAGGGCAACUUCUCCAUGAAAAUACUCAGGAAGGAUCCUCCCACACACGUCAAGGUCAAGCAGAUCGCCAUGAUUGCUGGUGGAACAGGCAUCACACCGAUGUUGCAACUGGUUCGCUACAUCACUAAAGACCCGAGCGAUGACACUAAGAUGUCGCUGUUGUUCGCCAAUCAGACUGAGGAGGACAUUCUGCUGCGGCCUGAGCUGGAGGAGGUGGCCGCCAAACAUCCCGACCAGUUCAAACUGUGGUACACCGUCGACAGGCCUACUGAAGGCUGGAAGUACAGCGUGGGCUUUAUAUCGGCCGAGAUGAUCGCUGAUCACCUGUUCCCUCCCUCCCCCGACACCCUGGUGCUCCUCUGCGGCCCCCCUCCAAUGGUCAAGUUCGCCUGUCAACCUAACCUAGACAAACUGGGCUACGACUCCAAACUGCGAUUCGCUUACUAGGACAUUCAGCCCCCAAUUAAAGCUAUAGUGAGGUCCACGUUAUAAUGGCAGUGGAGAAAGAUAGCAGAAAAACGUUUCCAAUCCUCUGUCUUGUCAAUGCCUUCUAUAGACGGUAGCUGAUACAGGUUUAUUGAUGUAAUAUUAACUGUUCAUUCUCGUUUAAAAUAAUCAAUUAUAUUUUAUUAAGCAAGAAGUUAUAUUUUUCAAUAAUUUCAUAAUAAAGAUGAAAUAUUUUGUUAAUUGAUUAUCAAUAAUUGAAUAAAAACACAAAUAUGUUGUCAAAUUCUACACGGUUCUAUGGAACGGUUCUACAAUAUUGACAAUGACUCAGUCGAAUUGAUUAUCAAUUCCAUAUCGUUAAAAGACGAUCUGGCAACAGAGCAAAAGAGAUAGCGCAAUCCGCUUGUUGAAUGAUAGACAAGGAUAGCAAUACCAUUGCUAAUCAUAAACUGCCAUUAUAACGUGGACCUCACUAUAGGUUGGCACACAACAGGGACAGUGAACAGUGAAAAUAUAAUUACCAUUAGCUCUUAUGGUAUUAUUCAUACUCACUGGGUAAGGAUAGUCCGAUAAGAACGUUUGAGAAUUAUAUUUUUACUGUUGUGUGUUCAAAUCCAGUUUUAUAGUGUACACAAUACUGUAUCUAAAUGCUAUAGUGUGGUCCACUUUAUGAUGGAAGGAUCUGAUUAACAUUGGUGUUGCUAUCCUUGUCUAUCAUUCUACAAAGCUGAUAGCGCUAUCCUUGUCUAACUACACAAUGUUGCCAGACUGUUUUUCAGCAAUGUAGAUAAUAUAUAAUUAAUUAACAGAAUAUUCACUCUCAAUUAUGAAAAUGUAUUACUUAAUCAUUGAAAAAUACAUUGAAAUAAUAAAAAUACAAAAACAUUUGAACAACGCGGGGGUAACUUUGAGGGUUUUACAAAAUACGGAGGGAGGACCGAGGAAAAUACAUAAAAUGCGGAUUGACUUACUUGAUGCAGUCGGUUGUAACGUUGCGGUUUUAACGACGACUGGGGUCUCAGCCAGCUCUGCCGGGAGAUAGCACUCUUAUCCUCCUCCUCGGAGAGAUAGACAGAGUUAGGUAGAUUGAUUGAUUGAUUGAGUACUUUAUUUAUGUAGAUUACAAUAUAUACUGUCUUAUACACUUAUAUACAAUAGCUUACAAUACAGCAAAAUUAUAGAUGAAUUUUCAUGAUAUAGACUAAGAAAAUAAUUAUUGGACUGUAUAUGAUAUGAAAAAGCAAUUUGUAAUAUAAUAACUAUAGAUAAUAAUUAUAUUGUUAUGCAUCUACAUAAAUUGGCUGAGCUUUGGAGAUAUCAAUGUCCAUUCUUCGGAAAGAAUAUUAGAAAUAUCCUCCCCACUAACUCUCUACCAAAACGUUAAUUUCGUUAUUUAAACUAAGGAUUUAUUUAUUAAUGGAAAUAUUGUAAAAGUUUUAAUCAAUAUGAAUAUUGAAGAGAAAAAAAAACAGAAAAUUGAUAAAGUGAAAUAAUUAUAUAAGAUCAAAUAAUUGAUUAAUAAAAUGAAGUAGGCUGAAAGUAGAUCAGGGUUAUCAACUUUCAGUAAUAUACAGCAGUAUGCAGUGGAUAAUUAAAAUAACAUGAGUUUAUAUAAAAUAUAUACAAUUCGUUCUAUAACAUGGUUUAAAGUUUAUAUUGGUGGAAUGGGUGAGGGAUGGUUGUCAUGUGAUCGUUCUAGGGCCAGACAGUUUCAGUCAUUUGUUCCAAAAGAUGUUUUUUUAAAGUCAGAGAGAGAGAGAGAGAGAGAGAGAGAGAGAGAGAGAGGAACCAAAAGCAAUAAGACGCACUACUGAUUCCGUUCUAACCACAUUAAAAAUACAAAAUCAUUGAAUGUAGAUUCUCUUGACGAACAAAAUGUAAUUGAUAAUUUUUAAGAAGAUGGACAGUUUAUAUUACAUAAGAUAUAACGGUAUCAGCUAUCCUUUAUAGAAGGCAACGUAGAGAAUUGACAACGCUUUUCUCCUAUCUUUCUCCACUGCCAUUAUAACUUGGACCUCACUGUACUUCCUCACAUUGAGCCAAGAUAAUUGCAGCGAGUGACUCACUUGUAAAGUGAAUAUAGGUGCUUGAGUACUUGUUAGAAUAAUUACUAAUAAGCUAUUAUUUGUUUGUCUAGUACUUAUUAAAAAUUACCUACUUGGGUAAUUUGAAGUUAUUUGAAUCAUGUGAAAUGGAUAUUAGAACAUUUGCAGAUUAUUUGAUUUGCUUAAAAAUUAUCUGUCACAAAUUCAUUUCAAUCGUCAAGUAAAUAAAUCUAUCACCAAUUUAAUAAUAAAUUUUCAUAAUUGAUUUGAUAAGUA